Dufourea novaeangliae is the source of this 1088-nucleotide messenger RNA. It is a transcript of the gene Tango14, whose product is annotated as dehydrodolichyl diphosphate syntase complex subunit nus1. Lineage: Eukaryota; Metazoa; Arthropoda; Insecta; Hymenoptera; Halictidae. Gene Ontology annotation, cellular component: dehydrodolichyl diphosphate synthase complex; endoplasmic reticulum membrane. The record is from RefSeq and is a predicted model, not a curated record. Bases 249 to 1004 code for a protein of 251 amino acids. The transcript is spliced from 4 exons. Gene Ontology annotation, molecular function: ditrans,polycis-polyprenyl diphosphate synthase [(2E,6E)-farnesyl diphosphate specific] activity.
UAUCUACCUACUUUGACGACUUUUACCGUCAAAACGCGGAGUUUAGUGUUUCUAUUCAACGAAAGAGUGCGUGUUCUACGUAACCCAUCGUAACCCAGGUGCACGUGAGGGGACCGUCUGCUAGACGGGCCAGCUAGGUGCAGGAGUCUCCUCGUGACGUUCCCCGGGCGGUUUUGAAAAGUCCCGUCUAUUUUGUCAGUUUCGUGUGAUUAUGUUACAUAGGUCGACGUCGAUCGCGGGAAGGCAUUAUGUUCACGGUAUUUCGCACGUUACUGAUACUUACGCAUUUUUUCUACGACUUAUUUACCGCGGUUCAUAACUGCUGUAUGUUGCUUCACCGUAAGUGCAUUGAGAUUUGGUACGGUGAGAACUCGAGGACAGAAGUCGAAUGGUUGGUGCGCGCCGCGAGCCGAACGAAAAAACUGCCAAGACACAUAGUGAUCGUUUUCGGCGCGAAGGAGGACACUAUAUUAGAGUGCGUUCGGAUAGUCGGCUGGUGCAUCACCCUCGGUAUACCUUACAUCAGCUUCUAUGAUAUCAGUGGCUUCUUAGUCAGAAAUGAGAGUUUCCUGAAACAUGAAAUUGCAAAGAGAAGGCCUGAUUUAUUGGAGCAUAUCAAUUGGAGUAAACCGAAUACAGCAUACACACAGAAUGGAGUAAGCGGUUCUAAAGUAAAGACACGAGUAUCGUUAUUAUGUGCUUCAGAUGGGAAAGAAGAAAUAGUUACAUUAACGAAGAAGUUGGCUGAAGCAGUUGUUACAGGGACAGUUAAAUCUGAAGAAAUAAAUAUAGAUCUACUUGAUGAGAAAUUAAACUCGCGGAGAAUACCUGACCCUGAUUUAGGAUUAAUUUAUGGCCAAGUUUGCUCUACAUAUGGUGUUUUGCCAUGGCAAACACGUGUAACAGAAUUUUUUACAUUACCUCUACACGUUAGCCUCUCGGCUAAGGAAUUCGCGUAUCUGCUGGAGAAGUAUAGUAAAUGCAAUCAAAGAUACGGAAAAUAACUGGAAUUGUUGUUUAUAUUUGUGUAAACUUUUUGUAUUCCAUGCGAAACUUAAAAUAGAGGGGGAAAUGAAAGAUGGGAAGCA